UUUGUUAUUUGUCGGUUCGUGAUUUUGACGUGAUUGCGCUGUCCCCGGUUCUGAUGUUGUUUGUUCUGUAGUCGUUGUCCCAUUGCAGUUGUGAGAUUCCGGCCGUCGGCUUCCAUUCCGCUUGUCGUCGGUGGCUAGAGUGGCGUUUCCGUGAAAAUCAGGGAAUGAAUACCCGUAAAGUGGCUGGGAAUUCGCGAAUCCCCAGCGCUCCGAUGCACCCACACGUCAUCCCAGUGCCGCUUGGAUUGUGAAGAAAUUCGUGAGGCAGCAGGUCAGCAACUGCCCGUGGCCCGCCACUCUCUGAUUGGCGUGCAAUCGAAGUGUGAACGUCCGCGCGGAUUGCAAUUUUGCGAUUUGAUACCGCGAAGUGUUAUCUGUUGUGCAAGAAGUGCAUUCGCCUCUCGUUGACCCAGAAUCAGCUCUGGCUGCGUCGUCACAGUGGAGCGUCUCUGGCGGCCCGCGCAAAAGUAAGUGCAUCGGACCUGCCGCGGGAAAGCCCCCGUGACGCUGACGUCGACAUUCAUGCCCUAGAACGUCUGCUCACCUGCCCUGCGACCGGUUCCCGGAGAUUCCCAGUGUCGAGUGUGAAAGAUCCAAGGCAAUACCAGGGAAGGUGAAUCCUCCCCCAAAAGUGUACAGUGUCAAGUGGUCGCGAUCUAUCUGUUUGCAAGCUUCUCCCUCCGCCAGGACGUGAAGACAACCCCUCGCCGCAUCCUGUCCGCUCUAUGUGCACCCCGUGCCGUUCGCCUCUCGCCUACCUGUGACAUGUUUCUGCCCAAGGAUCUCCUCUGAGCAUCUCUCGCCUUGACCUGCUUAUCUAAGCGAGAAAAGAAAGGCGACGCGACGAGUCGAGAAAAAGUUGUCAGGUCCAGUUUGUUGCAUCGCAGUCCGACCCGUGCGAGAGAGGAAAAAUGAAUAGUUCAUUGCGAGCGCCUGCACCCGUCCCGGCCUCCGUCUCGGCCACGACCCAAGCUCACCUGCAUCCGUUUGUAAACAACUCGCUGGCGAUCCGACAGGAGAUCCAGCGGUUCGAGAGCGUCCACCCGUCGAUCUACGCAAUCUACGACCUGAUCGAGCUGAUCCCCGAUCACCAGAUUCAGCAGCAGAUACGCGACCAUGUCGUCUGUAUUGAAGACUCAUUUGUAAAUAGCCAAGAGUGGACGAUAUCACGUUCCGUACCAGAUUUACGACUGGGCAUAGUUGGCUCGUUGAAUUCUGGUAAAUCAGCACUUGUACAUCGUUACCUGACCGGUUCCUAUAUGCAAGAGGAAUCACCUGAAGGCGGACGCUUUAAGAAAGAAAUUUAUAUUGACAAUCAAAGCUACUUAUUACUUAUAAGAGAUGAAGGCGGACAACCUGAAAUGCAGUUCGCUGCAUGGGUGGAUGCCGUCAUAUUUGUAUUUAGUUUGGAAAACGAGGCUAGUUUUAACGCUGUUUAUAAUUAUUAUACAAAAAUGUCACAUUUUCGGAAUAGUUCUGAAAUACCAAUCAUUUUAGUCGGCACACAAGAUGCAAUAAGUGAACGAAAUCCUAGAGUCAUAGAUGAUGCACGAGCUCGGAAGCUCGCUAGUGAUUUAAAACGGUGCUCGUAUUAUGAAACAUGCGCAACAUAUGGCCUUAAUGUUGAACGCGUUUUUCAAGAUGCAUGUCAGAAAAUUGUUCAACAACGAAUCACGGCGCAAUGCAUGACCCCGACAAGUUCUCGGCCUACGACACCACAAGGAACCCGACUCGGUAUCGCUAGCUUUCACCAUUCAACACCUGCGAAUGGUUUCGCGACGUCUACACCAUCUUUAUUACCUGGUUCACAUCACAUAGGCGGAAAUUUAACAUUACCUCAUCGACAUCAUGCAUUGUCGACAUCAAGUCAUCACAUACCAAUUCGAAUAAGUGCAGACUUCGCACAUACCGAGCAACAACAUACGCAAAUGCACGCGCCUCAAAACCAUCAAAAGUGGGGAACAAUAUCACAUGGAACGUCCCAGCAAACAUUGAUAGCUAUGACGAACGAAAACAACAAUAUCCCAAAGUUUAUAUCGCCCAGCAAUCAACAUAUUCCUAGCAAUAAUCAACAACCAAAUGUAGAGAAUCUCGCACCGUUGACUCUAGUCCCGCCUGCAAAUAACAGCAAAGAUAUGAAAGAAUCGUCGAAUAGUAUAGGCGGAGGAUCGGGUACAGGAAAGGAAUUACCCACUCCCACAUCUACCCCGACUACUUCGCGGAAGAGUCGAAGAAGAUCAAAUUUGUUUAUACCUUCAUCGAAAAAGGGUGAUGAUAAACUUAAAAACGGCGAGCUAGGAAGCGGGCGAUCCAUUCCAUUGAAACAAGGAUACCUCUACAAACGGUCAAGUAAAUCCCUGAACAAGGAAUGGAAGAAAAAAUACGUUACCCUUUGUGAUGACGGUCGUUUGACCUAUCAUCCUUCACUACAUGAUUACAUGGACGACGUGCACGGAAAAGAAAUACCUCUGCAAUAUGUGACAGUGAAAGUGCCCGGUCAAAAGCCUCGCGGCUCCAAAUCAAUCAUAACGAAUAGCACUCUGACAACUUCAAACCAUAACGGUCUAUCUGAAGGCAUAGGUGGUCUUUCGCUGGCGAAAGACAAGAAAACGACGGAGAAAGUUCUUUUAACUGCUUUCGAGACACUUCGUGAGCCCGUCAAGUCGAAUUCUUCUCAGCAAACCAGCGGGGAUGAAGGGAUCGCAAUGAGCAAUAGCAAUUCACAAACUUUCCUGCCGAGCGACAACAAUCAGUCAAAACUGGAAAGUCAAACGCCGAAUGUGAAGAAACGACACCGGCGAAUGAAGAGCAGUGGGGUGAAAAAUAACGAUAUCGAAGACUCUGAUGGGUUUGAGUUCUACAUUGUAUCGUUAGAUAACAAACAAUGGCAUUUUGAGGCAGCUAAUAGCGAGGAACGUGACGAAUGGGUGGCUGUUAUUGAACAGGAGAUUUUCAAAUCACUCCAGGGGAUCGAAUCGAGUAAAAUGAAACCAGCUACUUCGAGUGAAGUGGCAAGCAUGCUUUCGAUCCGUUCUAGAGUACCCGGUAAUGGAUAUUGCGUCGAUUGUGAUGCAGCCAAUCCUGAAUGGGCUAGUCUUAAUUUAGGCGUACUAAUGUGUAUCGAAUGCUCUGGAAUACAUCGAAACUUAGGGUCACAUAUAUCCAAAGUUCGAUCAUUAGAUCUUGACGAUUGGCCUCCUGGUCAUUUAAGUGUAAUGUUAGCUAUCGGAAAUAGUUUAGCGAACUCAGUGUGGGAAGCAAAUGUACCGCGUGGACGAAUGAAACCAACAGCCGCAUCACCACAUGAAGAAAAAGAGGCUUGGAUACGGAGUAAAUAUGAGGCGAAGGACUUCUUAGCGCCUUGCAAUUAUACGAACAAUCUGGGACAACAUCUAGUUGAAGCCGUGAUAAGAUCCGAUAUGAAAAAUAUCAUUCAUUUAUUGGCUUAUGCAACCCCCGAUCAGAUCAACACAACUGUGAGUGCUAGAGAUUUACGGACGCCACUACACUUGGCUUGUGCAAUUGGAAAUUUAGCAAUAGCUCAACUGCUGAUUUGGAAUAAUGCGAAUAUUAAACAACUUGACCACGACGGCCGAACAUGCCUUGCGUACGCUCGAGCCGCUGCGUCGCUAGCAUCAGCCAAAACUCAGUGCACCACGACAUCAUCAAGCGCAAGCAACAGCAGUACAGCUUCCUCAACAGGAUCUGGCACGAAUGGAGGAGUCACGAACGUGCAGUAUUCCGUGGAGGAAACAAACGCCUUAGUAGAUGUUCUCAUUGGACUUGGCUGUCCCGAUUCGGCUCCACUCACCGCAAGCGGUACCUUACCACGAAGACGUGAUACGCUUGGUACAACCUAUGAAAAAUUACCCUCAGGUGUUAUAUAAUUUUUAUUUGGGACCGAAUUAGUGAUGGGUCCCCGAUGUUAUCGCCCCAUCUCAGUUACGUUUUCAUCUUUACCAAGAGCUUUUAAGUUAACAUUAAAUAUAUUGUUUUUAUUUUGUUAAUGUAUAUGUUCGGUUGAUGUCUCUAAAGAGGGAACUGGAGUAUCCAGGCAUUUUGAAGGCAGGACUUAAAUGGAAUUAGAUUUUGACCUAUGUACUCAGCUCUCUAAUACAAUUCUGGACAAAGGCAAACAUGCCGCUUUUAUUUACCUAUGUAAAGUAGCAAGAACACUCUGGAAAAGGUCAACUGUUUCAAAUAAAAUCAUUUCUGGCCUAUUUGUUAUAUAUUGAAAAGUGGAGCUUACACAUUGGUCAGGUUCGGCAAACGUCGUAAUGCUGAUUUGCUAAACCUACUGCCACUUCCUGGUCCUAAUUUCGCACAUUUCUUAAUUUUCGUUGUUUAUAUUUUAGUCUUUAUUUUAAUAUAAAACUGAAUGUGAUUUCCCUUUUAUUGUUGUAAUAUUUUAUUUUUAUUUCCUAACCUUUGUCUGUAUAUUCCAAAUUACUCAGUGGAAGCUAAGAAGCUUUCACACAUGUAUGUAUGUAUAUCUCGUGUAAUUAUUAAUUGAAAUAAACGCAAAAGUUUUAUAUCAUAAAGUCUAUAUUCAAAAGUCGCUGAAAAUUCGAUACAAGCACGCAAUUUAUCAUUAUAUCCGGCAACCACUAAAAGAUCAAGUUCGGGAAUGGAAAACAUAACGGAACAGAAGCGCUACUUUAGUAAAUUAUUGAAUUCUAUAUUAUAAGAGGCUCAGGCUAGUGUACGAUAUCAAAUUGAAAUUGUCUAAGCUUAUUUCCAAAAGUAACGUUGUAAAUGAGCGACGCCCACUUAAAAUGGGGCACAGCUUGCUUCGUAUCAAUCGUUUUGCAGUUUUCACGAAGUUGCGUCGUGAUACAUAUGUUCUCGCACUGUCCCUCGAUCAACAAUGUAAAACUUACAGUUUAUGGCUAGUAAAUAUCAAAUGUUUUUACGUUAUAUCUGUUAUUUAUUUAUUUUAACUUAAAGCAAUUAAGCGAAUAAACCAAGAGCAAAACUGUCGGAAACAAAAUGUGACGAUUGCAAAAACAAUAGCAUUUUAUGUAUUGCAAAUUAUAAAUGGAAAAAUGCAUGAACUUAAAUUAAGUGACGUUUUCAAGGAAAUGAAAUAAAUCACUAAACAAGGCUAAUGUAAAAAGGUAUUUUAGUCGUAACGGCACCGACUUCCUGGACAAAAUGAUAUUCGAGCAAAUUGGAAGAAAUAUAUUUGAAGAUAUAAAUAAAUUCGAGAUGAAGCUUAAAA
Hermetia illucens (black soldier fly) is the source of this 5221-nucleotide messenger RNA. It is a transcript of the gene CenG1A, whose product is annotated as centaurin-gamma-1A. The record is from RefSeq and is a predicted model, not a curated record. Gene Ontology annotation, cellular component: nucleus. Bases 912 to 3887 code for a protein of 991 amino acids. Gene Ontology annotation, molecular function: GTPase activity; GTPase activator activity; protein binding. NCBI's taxonomy places the organism in Eukaryota, Metazoa, Arthropoda, Insecta, Diptera, Stratiomyidae. The transcript has 9 exons.